Stegostoma tigrinum is the source of this 4132-nucleotide messenger RNA. RefSeq names its product solute carrier family 26 member 9-like. NCBI's taxonomy places the organism in Eukaryota, Metazoa, Chordata, Chondrichthyes, Orectolobiformes, Stegostomatidae. Gene Ontology annotation, molecular function: chloride transmembrane transporter activity; sulfate transmembrane transporter activity; oxalate transmembrane transporter activity. Gene Ontology annotation, biological process: transmembrane transport. Gene Ontology annotation, cellular component: membrane. The record is from RefSeq and is a predicted model, not a curated record. The transcript is spliced from 23 exons. Bases 484 to 2856 code for a protein of 790 amino acids.
GAACUUGGCAUUGGAGUUCUCUUUAAUUAUUUCCAUAAUUUUAAAUCAAGCUGACACUCAGAUGAUUUGCUCCUUUACACAGCUGGAGACAUAGGAAAGUGCAAAGUGAAUUUGUUCACCCCUGAUUUGGAGAGACGGCAAAGCAGAUGGAAAGAAAUUUCCUGAUGGUGGACUGGAAUCUACUUCACGGCAUUCCAGAGAACAACACAUUGAAGUGGAAGAGUCACUAUCAUCAAGAAAUCACCAGCCUGUUCAGAACUUUAUGCUGAGAGGUAAUGUGCUCAAGUUUGUAACACCUGAGGAGACAGAUAUAAUCCAGCACUACCUGUCAGUCUAAGAGUGCAGACAGAUAUCUUGCUCCAGUAGAGGUGGGACUGCUCACAAUUCAGACUGCAGCCCACAGAAAGAGGGAUAGGUGGAACUUGGAAGUCCAUGGGAAUAUUGCCACCUCAUCCUAAAUAAUAAACCAGGGUUUUGGGCAAGAUGCAUUUCCGUCCGCGUUAUAUUGUUGACCGAUCGGCUUAUACAAUUCCUGACUUUGAUGAGGAGUACCAGAAGAAAAUCAGAAGUUACCCCCAUUCACAAAAAGCAAAGAAAUUCUUCAGCUGCUCAACAGCCAGGCUCAAAGCCCUUCUCAUUCAGUUCUUCCCAAUAAUUGGAUGGCUUCCGAAGUACAACAUUAAGAAGAGUUUAAUUUUUGAUAUCAUAUCAGGUAUCAGUGCUGGGACUAUCCAGGUCCCUCAAGGAAUGGCAUUUGCUUUGCUGGCCAGUCUCCCACCAGUCAAUGGAUUAUAUUCCUCAUUUUUUCCUCUUCUUGUCUACUUCUUCCUUGGAAGCAUACAUCACAUGGUCCCAGGUACCUUUGCUGUGUUGAGCAUUAUAGUUGGGACCGUGGUUCAAAAUGAGGCUCCUCUUGAAAAAUUUCAACAUUUCAAUGAAACUCUGAAUGAAACAAUCACAGAUAAUGCCGCUAUGAAUGCAUAUCGUAUGAGAAUUGCGGGAACUGUAACUUGCUUAACAGCUGUAAUACAGAUUUGCUUGGGCUUUGUUCAGUUUGGAUUUAUCUCCAUCUAUCUCUCCGAAUCCUUUAUCAGAGGAUUCAUGACAGCAGCUGGGUUACAAAUCUUAAUCUCACUGUUGAAAUACAUCUUCGGACUGACCAUUCACGCUUACAGUGGUCCACUGGCAAUAAUAUAUACAUUCAUUGACAUCUGUAAAAACCUUCCCAAAACCAAUGUAGCAGCGCUGAUUUUUGCUAUAAUUACUGGUGUGCUCCUGUUCAUUGUCAAGGAGAUUAAUGUCAGAUUUAAACACAAACUUCCAAUCCCUAUCCCAAUGGAAACUAUUUUGGUCAUUGUUACCACAGCAAUCUCAGGAGGUGCAAGAUUACCACAAAAAUUUGGUAUAGAUGUUGUCGGAGAGAUUCCCCUGGGGCUGCCUCCUCCAGAAGCUCCUCUGGUUAAUCUGUGGGGUGAUAUGAUUGGACCUGCAUUCUCACUUGCUAUUGUUGGAUACGUCAUUAAUCUAGCAGUGGGGAGGACAAUCUCGGCUAGGCAUAGCUACAUCGUCAACGCAAACCAGGAAAUGUUGGCACUAGGCUUGGGUAACUUUUUUGGAUCAUUCUUCCACAUCCAUGUUAUCUGUUGUGCAUUGUCAGUGACUUUGGCCAUAGAAGCAGGUGGUGGAAGCUCACAGUUUGCAAGUCUAUGUGUAGCGACAGUGGUCUUAGUGAUACUCCUGGUUUUAGGAACAUAUUUGGAGCCACUUCCGAAGGCUGUACUGGGAGCAUUGAUAGCAGUGAACCUGAAAAACACUUUAAUGCAGGUCACAGACCCCUAUUACCUGUGGAAGAAAAGCAAACUGGACUGUUGUGUGUGGAUAGUGAGUUUCCUGUCAGCAUUUCUACUCGGUUUGCCUUAUGGUGUAGCUGUUGGAGUUGGAUUUUCAGCGCUGGUUGUUGUCUUCCAAACACAAUUUCGGAAUGGCCAUCUUGUGGCACAAAUAGGAGCCAGUGACAUUUACAGAAACCCCAAGGUCUAUGAAAAGGCAAAAGAAAUCAGCGGCAUAAAAAUCAUAACCUACUGCUCCCCAUUGUAUUUCGCAAAUGUUGAGUUUUUCAGGAAAAAAGUAAUCAAAAAGUCGGGAUUUGAUCCAGUGAAGGUUUUGUUAGCCAAGAAGAAGUAUCUCAGAGCUGUCAAAAAGGAGGAGAGGGAAGCAGACACCAGGAGACCAAGUAAUCUCGGCAACAAGCAAGUAUCUCUACAGGAGCUGGUGAAAGAGGUGGAAGCUGAAACACCUAUGGACUGUAAUAAUAACUCAGUGGAUGAAGCUCCCAGAAUAUCCUACAUCACAGUCAACACUCCCAAUGGAUUACACGAAGGAACACCAAAAUCCCCAGCAGAGCCGGAAAACGUCGAAGACCCUAUUAAACUUGCACAUCCCAUAAUUGACAUUCAUACUCUUAUCUUGGAUAUGAGUGGAGUCUGUUUUGUGGACCUUAUGGGAAUUAAAGUAUUAGGAAAGAUGUGUUCAAAUUACAAGAAGAUUGGCGUAACAAUUUACCUGACUGGUAUACGAGAUCAGGUGUAUGAGGACAUCGAGUCUGGUGGAAUGUUUGAUGAGGGAGGGCUAGAGCGUAAUUGUCUCUUCCUCUCGGUCCAUGAUGCUGUCCUAUACACGCUGGCUAAAAUGAGUGAAAACAAACAGGAUGCAGCCAAGGAGAAAGUUUCUGAUGCAGCAGCUGUCUAUAUUAAUGAUGACAUGUCAAGUGAAGAAAAUGAUGAUGAUGAGGAUUUAGAACAGGUCAUGUUUGGAACAAUGUUUGAUCAUAGUGUCGGGGAUCAUACCAUUCUGUGAAUAGAUUCAGAAGUACACAAAAUCAAAUGCAAGUGAUUUGCACUCAAAGCCUGAACAGCUUUCAGAACAAAUAACUUGGCAAACGUGUAUUGUAAAGUGCUUUGCACUGGCGUCUGAUACACUGAGUGAUAUGGAAAAGAGCAUAACUGUGCAGGCACCAGUUAUUAUUAAACUGUGCAUCUUUUUUCUUGGUUGUAGUAUGCUAUUGCUUAUCUAAAACAAUGAUACUUGUGUGGAAUAUCUUGAUUUGGCACAUGUGAAAGUAUGUACUGUUGUACUUUGUUAAAGAUAUCUUAGCCCCAGUUCAGACAGUAGCUCUCCUUUCUGUGACACAAUGCUGAAAGCAGGGGCUCCCAAUUAUAAUGCUUUUUUUUUAAGGACAUGUUCAGAAAGAUGGGAAAAACCCCAUCCUGAGGCCACUUGCAACAUGACGUCUUAACCCAGUGUGCAAGGUGUCAGAUAAAGCACUGUGCUGCUCAUGGAUCAAAUGAGAUGUAGUGCCAUUGCAAGGAAAAUGUAAAUGGCUGAUUCCCAAAUGCACUUCCUUACUGCAAUAGCAGUCAGUGGGUGGCAAUAACCAGUAGCCUUGGCUGGCAUUCUUUUCUUCUUAACUCAAGCGCUGAAACCAGAAGCUGUGCCCUAUCUGAAAGUAGCUAAUUCAGGACAACUGGGAAUUAAAUCUGGAGCCUUCCUGGUUUGCAUGGAUCAGUAAUAUAUAUAGAAACAAAGAUCACAUUCGUUUUUUGAGCCAUUUUGAAGAGUAUUUAAGGAUGUUUGCAGAGAAGCAGCUUAAAUACUUUUCUUUUCCACAUUAAACACAACACAGAGAAGUAACACAGGGCAAACUAUAUUUCAUGAAGUAAUUUAAGCUGUCGGGUUCGGUGAAGCGCACUGCAUUUUAGAGAAUGGACUUGAGAGAUGUUCAUCGUGUAUUCCUUGAACAUUAUGUGACUGUUACCUUCAGUAAGCCCCACAGUUGCUGCCUAACAGUAAAGCAAACUGCUGCAUCUCAUUCAGAAAACAAAACCCACUCCUGUGCCAUUUCCCCACCUUUAUUGACACAAGUGCAUUCAAUGCAUGGCUGUGACAUCUCAAUGUAAGUUAUCUUGACAAUACAGGAAUAGGGUAGGGUUUUUCAUCUUCAUAAUUAUGAAGUAUAUCAUUCUCAAAGUAAUGAAUCAAUGUUUUGUUGCACUCCACUGUGAAAUAAAUGCAAUUGUUAUUUAACUGAUGAACACCAGUGUAUGCUAAUGAUACAUAAAUAAAUGUAAUAUAU